This is a messenger RNA of Staurois parvus, 262 nucleotides long. The record is from the annotation of a GenBank genome assembly. NCBI's taxonomy places the organism in Eukaryota, Metazoa, Chordata, Amphibia, Anura, Ranidae.
UGCCAGUCAGUGCCACCUAUCAAUGCCAAUCAGUGCCACGUAUCAGUGCUGUCAAUCAGUUCCACCUAUCAGUGCCAGUCAGUGGCGCCUAUCAGUGCCAGUUAGUGCCGCCUAUCAGUGCGCAUCAGUGUCGCCUAUCAGUGCCUGUCAGUGCCGCCUAUCAGUGCCAGUCCUCAGUGCCGCCUAUCAGUGCUGCCUAUCAGUGCCAUGGAUCAGUGCUGCCUUUCAGUGCCCAUCAGUGAUGCCUGUCAAUGCCCAUCAG